AUGGGGAGGCAGCGUUUCAGUGUGUCAGUCCCAGUGGGUCAGUCCCAGUGUGUCAGUCCCAGUGUGUCAGUCCCAGUGUGUCAGUCCCAGUGUGUCAGUCCCAGUGGGUCAGUCCCAGUGUGUCAGUCCCAGUGUGUCAGUCCCAGUGGGUCAGUCCCAGUGUGUCAGUCCCAGUGUGUCAGUCCCAGUCCCAGUGGGUCAGUCCCAGUGUGUCUGUCCCAGUGUGUCAGUCCCAGUGGGUCAGUCCCAGUGGGUCAGUCCCAGUGUGUCAGUCCCAGUGUGUCAGUCCCAGUGUGUCAGUCCCAGUGUCGUCCCCAGUGUGGUCAGUCAGUCCCAGUGGUGUCAGUCCAGUGUGUCAGUCCCAGUGUGUCAGUCCCAGUGUGGUCAGUCCCAGUGUGUCAGUCCAGUGUGUCGUCCCAGUGUGUCAGUCCCAGUGUGUCAGUCCCAGUGUGUCAGUCCCAGUGGGUCAGUCCCAGUGUGUCAGUCCCAGUGGGUCAGUCCCAGUGGGUCAGUCCCAGUGGGUCAGUCCCAGUGUGUCAGUCCCAGUGUGUCAGUCCCAGUGGGUCAGUCCCAGUGGGUCAGUCCCAGUGGGUCAGUCCCAGUGUGUCAGUCCCAGUGGGUCAGUCCCAGUGGGUCAGUCCCAGUGUGUCAGUCCCAGUGUGUCUGUCCCAGUGGGUCAGUCCCAGUGUGUCAGUCCCAGUGGGUCAGUCCCAGUGGGUCAGUCCCAGUGGGUCAGUCCCAGUGGGUCAGUCCCAGUGUGUCAGUCCCAGUGUGUCAGUCCCAGUGUGUCAGUCCCAGUGUGUCAGUCCCAGUGUGUCAGUCCCAGUGGGUCAGUCCCAGUGGGUCAGUCCCAGUGGGUCAGUCCCAGUGGGUCAGUCCCAGUGGGUCAGUCCCAGUGUGUCAGUCCCAGUGUGUCAGUCCCAGUGUGUCAGUCCCAGUGUGUCAGUCCCAGUGGGUCAGUCCCAGUGUGUCAGUCCCAGUGUGUCAGUCCCAGUGUGUCAGUCCCAGUGUGUCAGUCCCAGAGGAAGCAGGAGGGGAAGGCUCUGUCAGCACCGCGCUUGA
Molecule: messenger RNA, 1062 nt
Organism: Knipowitschia caucasica
Lineage: Eukaryota; Metazoa; Chordata; Actinopteri; Gobiiformes; Gobiidae
Source: the annotation of a GenBank genome assembly